AUGACGUCAUUGUACGAUAAGGAAGGUUGGUUUGAACAAGAAGGGAUCUUGCGCCCUUUUCCAAAAAUUUUUCCGGAAGCUAAGGACGGAACCUCUCAGGUUUAUCUCCCAGAUAUGGAAUUCCUUGUAAACUUAGGUGACUGGCCACUUGAACAAAGAUCAGUUAAUGAAAAUCCUAUACCUAUCUUGUCAUGGUGUGGCUCGGAAUCUACAAAAGAUAUUGUAAUGCCUACCUAUGAUAUAACAGAAGCUACUCUAGAAAUGAUGGGCAGGGUUAUGGUGGAUAUCCUUUCUGUCAUGGGUAAUUCUGGACCACCAUGGGAAGAGAAAAUUAAAGUAGCUUUCUGGAGAGGUCGUGAUAGUCGACAAGAGAGAUUAGACCUUAUAAAAAUUUCACGCCAAAAUCCUGAACUAAUAAAUGCUUCUCUGACAAAUUUUUUCUUCUAUCGUAAAGAAGAAGCUGAAUAUGGGCCAAAAGCAGAAUACAUAUCAUUUUUCGAUUUUUUCAAGUAUAGGUAUCAGAUCAACAUUGACGGAACAGUUGCUGCUUAUCGAUUACCUUACCUUUUGGCAGGAAGCAGCCUUGUACUCAAGCAAGAUUCUGAAUUUUAUGAACAUUUUUACCAUGAUUUGAAGCCAAUGGUUCAUUAUGUGCCUUUCCAUAGAAAUUUAUCUAAUUUAGUGGAAAAACUCAACUGGGCUCUUACACAUGAUUCAGAAGCCAAAGAAAUUGCUGAGAAUGCUCAGGAUUAUGCCUUGUUGCAUUUGAUGCCCAAAGACAUUUUGUGUUAUUAUGCUGUUUUAAUAAAAGAGUAUUCAAAGAGAUUAAAAAAGCCAAGUAAAAUUCAUGAAGAAAUGGAAAAUGUAAAUCAACCUCUACAAAAGAACUGUUAUUGUCCAGAGUUUGAGAAAGAUGCAAGAAAGAAAGAGGAAUUAUAAGUUUUUGCAUAACUCUUUGAGGUAAUCUCUAAUUUGUUCAUGAUUUGAUAUAAAAGCUGUCUAGUAAUGCCAUUUUAUAUGCAACAUUAUGUGACAGAGAGAAAAACAUGAAAGAAAACUUCAAAUGCCAAGGAAAUAUCAUCAAGCCUUGGAGGAAUGAAUCUCUCAAACUGCAUCAUUAUGUUAUAAACAAAGCUUUUUUUAUUUUAUUUUAUUCAUGAUAGAAUUUAUUUUAUUUACAUCAUGAAUGCUGCAAAAGAUUAUUUUAAUAUUUCAUAAAGUAUAGCAUUUUUCUUUAAGAAGUAAAUUUCUAGAAUUUGUAUAUUUGUAAAAGAGCAGACAUGAUUUCGGAUAUUUUUAGUGUCAUUAUGAAGGCAUAUAUCAGUGGUCUCAAGUGCAUGGCCAAAUGUGCAAGGUCGAAUGUGCAAUCUGAAAGCAGCUGACAGGCUGAAAGAUUUUUUAGCAAAAUGACACAUGACAAUUUGUUUACUAAAUAGUUAUCAAAACGUACAUAAAUAGUAAUAAUAAUGAUGCAAAGGAAAAAAUUUCAAUUUAUAUUUUUUCUCUGAAAUCUAAAGAUCUGCAAAAAAUUUCUGUGGUCACACUUGUAAUUCAGAUGUAUUGACAUUUAAAUUAAAUUAUUGAUAUUUAUUUCAAAUAAAUCUAAUGUGUUUAAUUAACUGAAUAACCCUAAAUAAUUUACUUAAACUAAAAUAAAUUAUGAAAACUUUCCAAAUGGGCCCAAACUUGAGAAUAAAUUAUGACAACAUAUUCUCAUUCUUUAAUCUAUUUAGUUUUUCUUUGUUGCAUACAGAAAAUAUAUGUAUCUUUCAAGUUAAAUAAUUAUAAACUUUUUUAUUUCUUACAGCUACAGCACUUCAUAGGGUUUCCAUUUUAAUAAGUUUUAUAAACUUAGAGAAAAAUAACUAGACGUGUGUUCAUUAUGAGUUGUAGAUGCUCACCAGUUAAUCUGGUUCUUUUCUUAAACUAAUUUAUUUUCAACUGCUGGUGGGGAGGGGAUGUUUACAUAUAAAUGUACUCCCAACAAAGCAAUUGUUCUUAUUACAAAAAUUCAUUAAAUUUUUUUACUUUUUAAGUGCCUAUAAUAUAUGCAAUCAGAACAAUGUUUUGUUUAGUUACUAGUAGCACUUGUUAAACUGAGGAACUACUUUAAACUCAGCAUCUGGCAUAUUCAGUUUCUAGAAAGAUUACACAUAUUAUUACUAAACAAUGUAUAGAAGAAAAGUAACAGCAUGUUCGUACAAAUUUAAAAACAAGGGAUGUUAGUAUUUUAUCUUCCCCCCCCCCCUUUCUUUUUUUUUUUUUUUUUUUUUUUUUUUUUUUAAUAUAUAUAUAUAUAUAUAUAUAUAUAAUGUGUCUACUCAGUAUUUUUUUUAAUGUGACAAUAAACUUUUACACCAUGAGAAAUUCCUACUAAUUUAUAUUAUGUACUUGCCUGAAAAUACCAUUUCUUCAUGAUUCAAAUUAUUUGCUCAAUUCUUUCCAAUAACAACAGUUGCUAAUAAUCUGAGACAGUAGUUGGCCAGAACAGGUACAGUUGCUGCAGGUAGCAGAAUUUAAGAGUGUCAAAAAGCCUAGCCUUGGCUCUGACAGUAAUAUAAUUUUGCGAUAUUUUGUAUCUUAAAACUGCAGGAAACUGCUGCUUUUCCAGGAAAAGCAUAUCAGUGUCAUCCAUCUUAAUGUUCUAUAUAAUGUAGUAAUGCUAAAACUAGUGUUUUUAUAUUUUUAAAUGUUCAGAUUUUAAGUAAUUGAAAUUAUGGCUUAAUUUAGCCCAAAUGUCAGGUUAAUUGACCCAGGAUAACUGGAUAUGACUUUAUGUAUUUUAUAUAAAAUAUGUAAAUAAUUAUAAUAAUUUUUAUGUAAAAAUUUAUUUGUAUAAUGCGUAAAGAUUAUUUCUUAAAUGGUGUAUCAGUAUUCACUUUCUUUGGAAAUUAGUUACUGAAACCAUAAAAACCAUUCUGUGACUGCAUUCUUAGAAGCUGUACAAACUGAGUAUUUAUUAAACAAACCUGUUAAGCUAAAGUCAUCAUUGUUUGAUGUAUACAUACUACAUUUCAGCAAUUCUGUUUUUCUUCUUCCUUUACUUAUGUAGGGGGUAAAAUUAUGUAGAAGUAAAAAGUACAUCUUUAUUUAUCUUGUUAUAAAGCCUUGUGAAAUUGGUAAUAAAAUUUUAUAUUUUUAUGUUAAGCAAAGUCCAUUUCCCUGUUAUUAAUUUAAAUUCAAUGCAAGGUUUAAUCUAAAGAACUUAUAUUUUUGAAUUCAUUCUUUGCCACUAGGGGAAAAAAAUGAACUCAAAAAUCAUUUAAAUGUGCUAAAUAAUUUUGAGAUUUUAUUAAUUUUUGGUAUUACCAUUAAAGAAAUGACUUCAUGGAAGUCUAAGGGAAUGGGACUUAUAGUCAUAUUACACAGAAGAAUGCUCAUGCAAUUAGCUGGAUAUUGCAGUCUCUGAUAAAAAUGCCAAUAACUUUUUGUGGACUGCUGUUUUGGCAGCAAAUGGAUUUGAAUACAUAUCUGCAAAUAUACUUAAUGUUUGCCAAGUUUCCUGUGUAUAAUAUGAGGCAUUCAGCACCAGUCAUAGAAGAAAGAGAAAGAAAUCAGUAGAUAAAGUGCAGAAGAUAAAAUAUCUAACCAUGUUCUUGAAAUACAUAUGUUGCUGCUGUCACUAAUAAUAUCUGCAAGAGGAAAAUGCAUUUUUAAUUAAAUAUGCCAUUUCUUCAAAAGAUUAAAAAUGUAUCGCCUGCAAAAAGGAAAAUCAAGAGACACUCCAUUAAUGCUAAAAGGGAUUAGUUAUAAUUAAACUUUGUUAUAAUGCAAUGUUUAAUAUUAACAUUAUCACACCAAGCUACACACAUAUUGCAAUAUAUAUUAGAACUGUUUACCUGUCAGUUUAUUAUACUUGGUAUCAUGUUCGCAUGAUUCUUGUUCUUUCCUGUGAUGAGAUGAAUAACAUCAUGGUAGUACAUAAAAUAUGUUUGUGUCUUUUACUGGUGCACCAUAUGUGUGGUAGUCUUAGUCUAUAGCUGCAUUAUAGACUAAGAAGUAUGCAUAUAAAUAUAAUAAAUACAAGUUUCAUAUGUACCCUUUCCUUUACAUAAACUCUAUACCAAUAUUUGACAUUUAUAUUUUUUAAAUUGAUUUUCUCUUUAAAAUUUGAAUGAAAAAACAAUGUAACAUCAUCUCAAGUCAACAUCUUGCCUAUGAACAAACAAUAUUAAUGAAGGAAAGUUUUUGCAUUUUUGUUAAAGAGGUAACUUUUAUUGAAAUUAUUAAAAAUAGUUUCAAUUUAUGAAUACUGGAAGCCUUGUUUGCAUUAUCUCAUAUGUGAAUUUGUAUUAUAACAGAACAACUGCAUUUUAAGAGGAUUUAACUACAUUUUUAGAAUAUGGAAGUGAUUAAAAUGUCACAGAUUACUCAGGGCUAUGCAUCUAAAGAAUGUCUUUCUUUAAACAGAUAGAGGAUUUUUCUAAGAACUAGUGGCAUUCCUAUUACAUAAAGAAAGCUCUCAUGCAACCUUUACUGAACAAAUCUGAGAUGAAUUAAAUGGUCUUAUCCUCUAAUCUGCUGAUGUACAUUAACUUAAAUUAUCUAUAUUGAGCAUAAAUUUUAAACUUUUGUAGUUAACUUUCAGUAUGCUAAAAAGUUAAAUUUUUUACCAUCUGGGAUUUAUGCAUAUUAGAAUAAAAAAUUGCUCCAGUGAAUAAUUUCAACAGUUUUUGGUUGACAACAAUAAGGUGUGAAAGAGUAUAUUUGAAAUAUCAAUAAAAGCAGGUACUAAAGCACUUUGUUAUUCAGAUACAGCUAAUUUUUUUUAAAUUCUGAUGCAUAAUUUUAGUAUAAAUGAACCAAUAUGUUCACACCGUUUACUAAAACAUAUUUGUCAUUAUCUUUAGUCCCUAAGAUAUGAUAAGCAUUAAGUUAUUUUAUUAUUAACAUUAUGUUCCAUGUCUGUAUCUUAAAAUUUUCCAGUUUUCAUAGCAUUAUUUCACCCAAAAAUUUAAAUAAUUAUGAAAAGACCUCUGUCAGACGUAUUUUCUCCAGACUAAUUUGAUAGUUAGAAGUCUACAUUUACAGAUUUUUAUGGUAUUACAAAAUAUUUAUUGCAUUGAUAUGCAAAUCUUUUUUUUUCCCUAUUCUGAUCUAAAUGUAUUUUCUAGGUUAUUUUUCACUUUUUUACUUUAUUGAAAAAUAGCGAUACUGUCAUUAAACAAUCAGGUUUGUUUUGUAAUUUAAUACAAUACCUUUAAUGCUGGAUUGUGAUUAAAAUUGGGAUCAGUGUCACACCAUUUCAAUUUUUCAUGAAGAACGUCCCAAAGGAUGAAAUUAUAGGCUCUUUUACCCUUCUUCUGUCCCAAUUUCUAAAAAAAAAAAAACACAUCUUAAAUUUUCACAAAGUUACUAUCAUAUAAAUAUCUGUAGGCUCUUUAACAGUCCAUUAACGACCAUACCAAUGAGCUGGUAAGUGUAAUUUAAAAGUUAUAAUUUAAUUUUUCACAAAAUAUCAGCACUUUAAAAUGCAUUUUCCUGAAAGCAACCAUUUUGCAGCUUCUUGAUUUCAGCAUGGAGCUAGCAACAUAUUAUUUCUUAUAGAAAUUAAUCUUUUGUUUAAUGCAAGUCCUUGAAUAUGACAGUGUAUAUCUUGCUUAUUUAUAAACUGUGAUAAUUUAAUAUUUGCAUUUGUGAUACUAUGUAAAAUAUGAAACAUUUCAUAGUUUAAGAGAAUGUGAUAUAAAUUGCAGUGUUCAGAAAUCUUUUGUAUUUGCAUGAAUAGAUUAUGAACUGUUGAAAAGCAAUGGAUUUUUAUGCCAAAGAUUUGUGCAGCACCGGGAUCGUAUUUUCUUAACAACAUUUAUAUCCUUUUUUUACAGAAAUUUGUCAUAGGAGUAAUUUUAUCUUUUAUGGAAAUAAAUAUUUAUAAAAAUAA
Messenger RNA from Stegodyphus dumicola, 5881 nucleotides. RefSeq names its product protein O-glucosyltransferase 2-like. Gene Ontology annotation, cellular component: endomembrane system. Gene Ontology annotation, molecular function: glucosyltransferase activity. The record is from RefSeq and is a predicted model, not a curated record. NCBI's taxonomy places the organism in Eukaryota, Metazoa, Arthropoda, Arachnida, Araneae, Eresidae.